CACGACCAAGCCAAUCACAUGCAUAAGUGAAAUCCGUGUCUUUGGCGCGCCCGGUGUCUAUAUGCACCGGUUCAAGAAGCACGCAAUGCGCGAUGAUUUGAGGCGAGGAUACCCCAUUCUUCUUAAUCCACCUGCCCUCGAACAUCACCACCAUCAUGGGUAUGCUUUUUUCACGCGUCAUGGACCGCCUCUUCAGCAAGCAGGACGUCCGCAUCCUCAUGGUCGGCCUCGACGCCGCCGGCAAAACCACGAUCCUCUACAAGCUCAAGCUCGGGGAAGUCGUGACGACGAUCCCGACCAUCGGCUUCAACGUCGAGACGCUCGAGUACAAAAACAUCAACUUUACGGUCUGGGACGUCGGUGGCCAAGACAAGAUCCGCCCGCUGUGGCGCCAUUACUACGACAACACGCGCGGCCUCAUCUUCGUCGUCGACUCGAACGACCGCGACCGCAUUGACCAAGCCCGCGACGAGCUCCACCGCAUGCUGGCGCAAGACGAGCUCCGUGACGCGAUCACGCUCGUCUUUGCCAACAAGCAGGAUUUGCCCAACUCGAUGAGCGCGGCCGAGAUGACCGAGAAGCUCGGUCUGCGAACGUUUGGCCGGCCGUGGUACAUUCAGGCGUGCUGCGCGACGACGGGCGACGGCUUGUACGAAGGCCUCGACUGGCUCUCGGCAACGUUGAAAAAGCAGGCGCCGUAAAUCCUUCUCCCUCAAAUCAUUAACUUGCCGUUCAUAUUUUUGCUAGCAUUUGUAAAUGCUUUCUUCGAUGUCGACGAGGAUGAGGGUCUACUUCGCAAGGACAACGAUACAUAUUUGAGUACGGGAUCUGGGUAUUCUACUGGCCCAUGGACCGGGCUGAACGCAAUGGAAGAUCACACUUUGAUGCA
Molecule: messenger RNA, 889 nt
Organism: Saprolegnia diclina VS20
Lineage: Eukaryota; Oomycota; Saprolegniomycetes; Saprolegniales; Saprolegniaceae
Product: ADP-ribosylation factor 1
Exons: 1
Coding region: 156-701 (181 amino acids)
Biological process (GO): intracellular protein transport; vesicle-mediated transport
Cellular component (GO): cytoplasm
Molecular function (GO): GTPase activity; GTP binding
Source: RefSeq, a predicted model, not a curated record